AUGUCCGCGGUCGACGAAGGACACAGGACAUGUGUGUCGUUUCUCGGCGCCGACAUGGCACAAACAAGGAAACAGAAAGAGACUGCGCAGCUGAAUUGGACUCAGGGAGUGCCUGCUCGCUUCACGCCCUGGACUGGCUCUCAGCCUCGCCUCGUGGCAUUGUCUUGGAUGUCAUCUGCAAGAUUCAAACCAAAUUUGACAGAGGGCCUUCUGCAGCGACGGGCCCGACUGCCUCGUCUGGGCCCGCGACUGGGACCAGGACCAGGGUGCCUUUGCCCGCCGCCAACCGAGUGGGCCGCCUAG
Messenger RNA from Purpureocillium takamizusanense, 303 nucleotides. RefSeq lists its product as uncharacterized. The coding region runs from base 1 to 303 and encodes 100 amino acids. NCBI's taxonomy places the organism in Eukaryota, Fungi, Ascomycota, Sordariomycetes, Hypocreales, Ophiocordycipitaceae. The transcript has a single exon. The record is from RefSeq and is a predicted model, not a curated record.